Molecule: messenger RNA, 1596 nt
Organism: Macrosteles quadrilineatus (aster leafhopper)
Lineage: Eukaryota; Metazoa; Arthropoda; Insecta; Hemiptera; Cicadellidae
Product: jerky protein homolog-like
Exons: 1
Coding region: 1-1596 (531 amino acids)
Cellular component (GO): nucleus
Molecular function (GO): DNA binding
Source: RefSeq, a predicted model, not a curated record
AUGGCUAGUACAAGUGGUGUUAAACGGAAACACAAAACUUUAACAAUAUCGGAGAAGUGGGAGAUUAUUAAAAGAAUAGAUAGCGGUGAAACGCCGACUGCAGUAGCGAAAUGUUAUGACAUCGGACGGCCUACGAUCUAUGAUGUAAUGAAGAAGAGAGAAAAAAUUGAAGGGUUUAUGAAGUCUGUUGAAGACGACGCUUUAAACAGGAAAACACUGAGAACAAGCGAGUUUCCUGAGGUGGAAGAAGCACUGUUCAUUUGGUUUAAACAACAACGCACACGGAAUGCUCCUAUUUCCGGAGACAUACUUAAACAAAAAGCGCAAUAUUUCUACACAGAAAUAACAAAGAAGGAUGAUUUUCGAGCUAGUCAUGGAUGGUUCGAAAACUUCAAAAAACGCCAUGGUAUACGGUUUAUGAAGAUGAGUGGUGAAAAGGUAUCUGCUGACAAGUCUGAGAUUGAUUCGUUCAUUGAAAUGUUGGACAAAAAAAUUACUGAGCUUGGUUUAGUUCCCGAGCAACUGUACAACGCCGAUGAAACCGGGUUGAAUUGGCGACAGCUCCCGGCAGAAACAUUUGUAAGUGAUGAGGAAAAAAAAGUGUCUGGAAGGAAAUUGCAAAAAGAACGACUCACGCUUAUGGUGUGUGCUAAUGCAUCAGGCACUCAUGCUUUAAAACUGCUUGUUGUAGGAAAAUCAAAAAACCCUCGAGCAUUCAAAAAUGUCAAGGUUGAAUCUCUGCCAGUAACUUACAAGUCACAAAGUCGCGCUUGGGUCACAAAAGAAGUUUUUCAUGACUGGUACACUAACAGCUUCGUUCCACAAGUUAAGGCUGAAUUAAAGAAGAACAAGUUACCAAUGAAAGCCCUUCUUUUACUGGAUAAUGCGCCAGGACAUCCUGAUGCUGAUGAAUUGAAAAUCAAAACUGCUGAUGGCUACAUUGAAGCUAUGUACCUACCAAAAAAUACCACAGCUUUAAUCCAGCCCAUGGAUCAAAAUGUGAUAAAAACUCUGAAAGCUCACUACAAAAAGCGCAUUCUUAUGGAUGUUGUCAGUCAACCUGAUGCUGAUAUUGCAGCGAUUUUGAAAGCUUUCAACAUUAAGGACGCCAUUUUGAAUGUUGCAUAUGCUUGGCAACAAGUAAAAAGCACAACUUUGAUCAAAUCUUGGAAAAAUGUAUGGCCUAACAAUCCAUGUCUUACAACAUGUAAUCCUACAUCCAGCAGCGACCCAGAACCCGUUUUGGAGGCUACAUUGGAACUUUGUAACGAAGUGCAACUUGCCCCCGCAUCAGUUGAAGAGCUUAGGACAUGGAUCAUGGAGGACAACCUUGAUGCUGACGUGACAGACGCAGAUAUAAUCCAAGAAGUUACAGCAGCUGAUGACGACGUGAUCGAGGACGCAGCGCCAGAAAAAACCUUCACCGUCAGCUGUGAUGACGCUGUAUCGGCUGCUAAUACUUUGUUACGUUGGUGCCAAGAGAGAGAUGUGGACAUGACAAAAGUUUUAGUUUUAAAAGGAUUGCAAGAAGCAGCAAUGAUGGACUGUGUACAAAAAAAGAAGCAGAAGUCAAUCACAGACUUUUUUAACAACUAA